Messenger RNA from Camponotus floridanus (Florida carpenter ant), 3238 nucleotides. It is a transcript of the gene Ars2, whose product is annotated as serrate RNA effector molecule homolog. Lineage: Eukaryota; Metazoa; Arthropoda; Insecta; Hymenoptera; Formicidae. The record is from RefSeq and is a predicted model, not a curated record. The transcript is spliced from 16 exons. Gene Ontology annotation, molecular function: nucleic acid binding. Gene Ontology annotation, biological process: mRNA processing; primary miRNA processing. The coding region runs from base 163 to 2928 and encodes 921 amino acids. Gene Ontology annotation, cellular component: nuclear body.
ACUGAUUGGUCAUAAUUCACCCAAGUGCAGCAACUGCAGCAAAGUGUAAUGGAAGGUGAAACUCGGAUGACGUAGGAAUCGGAUAUUUCUGGAAUUUCAAUUGAGUACGUUCUCAGUUUUUCAUCGACUGGUACAUUUGCGGCAUUUGACACUCUGCAGAACAUGGCAGAUUCGGAUGAUGAAUAUGAUAGAAAGAGACGUGAUAAAUUCAGAGGUGAAAGAACAGAGUCGUAUUCACGAGAACGCAGAGAUGACCGUAGACGUGACGAUUGGGUUGAUAGUAGAGAAUGGUCAAGUCGACCUAGACAGCGUCCUGAUUAUCGCGAGUAUCGAGGUGGAGGAGGCGGAGGACGCGAUCGUUACAGUCCUGCGAGAUCUCAAGACAUACAACCACCCUUGAAAAGAAUGAGAUUUGAAUGGGACGAAAGACCAAGAUAUGGUGGCCAUGAUUAUUAUGGUGGUGGUGGCGGAGGUAGUGGUGGAGGUACUGGUGGUGGUGGAACUUCUUGGAGUCCGGAUCAUUAUCCCCCUCCUCACCAUGGCAACCAUCACUAUGGCAAUCACAGUAAUAGCAGCAGUCGGGAAGUAGCUGGAAAUUUCAGUAAUUCGAAUGUCGAAACUCAGCCACCUAUGAUGUCAUUCAAAGCCUUCCUUGGCACUCAAGAAGAUACUAUUACUGAUGAAGAGGCUAUUAAACGCUACAAUGAGUACAAAUUGGAAUUCAGAAGACAACAACUCAAUGAAUUCUUUGUCGCUCAUAAGGAUGAAGAAUGGUUCAAGAUAAAAUAUCAUCCUGAGGAAUCAGUGAAAAGAAAGGAUGAACAAGUAUCAGCACUUAAGAAACGCGUGGAUGUUUUUCUGGAGUUGCUGAACUUGGGAGACAUUGAAAAAGUGUCUGUCGAUGCCGAUCAAGCAGAUGCAUUGCUACAUCUUUUAGAUGCAGUGGUUAUUAAAUUAGAAGGAGGAACAGAAGAGGAUUUACAAGUUUUAAACAUCAAACCACCUAAACCUAUAAUAGCUAAAGAUGUCUUGAAAGAAAAAGAAGAUAAUAAGAAUAAAUCUUCUGUAGAAAAGAAAUCCGAGAAUAGUGAUGAAAACAAAGAUGAGCAUAGUGAGAAAAGUUCCAAAAAUGAUGAUAAUGUCAUACCAAAAGUCGAAAGUUCUGAAAAAGAUGAAAAUGCGAUAUCUGAUUCUGAUAAAAUAAAGCAAAACGAUGAUGAAUGUAAAGACGUGGAAGAAACUGCUAAUGAUGAUAAGCCUGAAAAAUCAGAGAAAUCGAGGAAACGUAAACGUACAGAAAGCAAUAGCAGCAGCAGUAGCAGCAGUAGCAGUAGUUCUUCUGGUAGUGACAGUAAUAAACCAGACACACCGAAGACGGAGACUCCUGCCAUUGAAAAAAUGGAGGUUAAUAAUGAAGAAACUGACGAAGGAGAUACUAAGAAAGAGAAUCAAGAAAUUAAAACGAAAGCAGAAGUUACAAAUAAUAAAAAAUCUACAAUUGAGCCAGAAGCAGUAAUUGAUUUAGCCAGUGAAGAUAAGGAUAAAGAACCUAGAGCUCUACAUAAAACAAGCAGCAUUUUCCUUCGUAAUUUAGCACCUACGAUUACCAAAGCGGAAGUUGAAGCGAUGUGCAAGCGAUUUCCUGGAUUCUUACGUGUGGCUAUAGCAGAUCCGCAACCAGAGAGACGAUGGUUCCGUCGUGGUUGGGUUUCGUUUGAAAGACAAGUGAAUAUUAAAGAAAUUUGCUGGAGUCUGAACAACAUCCGACUACGUGAUUGUGAACUUGGUGCUAUAGUAAACAGAGAUUUAUCACGACGAAUUCGAUCAGUGAAUGGUUUAACAUCUCACAAACAGAUAGUCCGACACGAUAUUAAACUCAGUGCAAAAAUUGUUCACAACUUGGAUAAUAGAGUGGGAUUAUGGAAGGAAGAAAAAAAGGACGAAGGUGCAUCGAAACAAGAAGAAGAGAAAGAAAAUAAGACCGCUCCAAGUAAUAAUGAAGUCGAGCAAGCUGCUUUCGGAUUGUCAUCUAAAAAUCCGGUAUUGAAAAAUAUAACAGAUUACUUGAUAGAAGAAGCUUCAGCCGAAGAGGAGGAGUUGCUAGGUAUGUCGGGUGAGCAAGAAGAAGGUCAAUUGGGUGGUGAUGGAGAUAGUUCCAUUGAAAGAGAUCCGAUUCUAAUCAAGGUGUUAGACAGAUUAGUGUUGUACUUACGAAUCGUUCAUUCUGUUGACUACUACAAUCAUUGUGAAUAUCCAAACGAAGAUGAAAUGCCAAACAGAUGUGGAAUAAUGCACGUGAGAGGAUCGCCACCCACCGCCAAAAUUUCCAGCGCUGAAUUAUCGGAGUAUUGUCGUAACUUCGAGAGCAAAAUGUCAGCUUUCUUGCAACCGGUCGCUACUUUAUCCACCGAAGAAUUCGACAAGCUAGGAGCGAAGAAUGCCGAAGCUGAAGUUGAAAAAUUCGUUCAAGCUAACACCCAGGAAUUAUCAAAGGAUAAAUGGUUAUGCCCUCUUAGCGGAAAGAAAUUCAAAGGACCUGAUUUUAUCCGCAAACAUAUCUUCAAUAAACAUUCCGAGAAGGUCGCUGAAGUGAAAGCAGAAGCUGAAUACUUCAACAACUAUUUAAAAGAUCCAAAGAGGCCUCAGCUUCCCGAACAUCCUGGUAACAAGGCUCCAUUGAGAGACGGACCACGCGAGAAUUUUACACCGUAUGGUUGCAGCUCAUUCGGAAAUUACGGUGGCGGAUACGGUGGCAACAGAGGCAAUUACGGUUCUGGUUACGGUGGCGGAUUCGGUGGCGGAUUUGGCAAUCCGCGCUCUAAUCGUGGUGGAUUCAAUCGAGGACGUGGCGGCGGCGGUAGCGACUUUCGACCAGUCAUACAUUAUCGAGACCUCGAUGCACCUCGAGAACCGGACGAAUUCCUGUAAGAUGAUUAAGUAAUGUUUACAAGAAAUACUGAGAUCGAAUACAAAGAUCUAUGGACACUGCUUAAAAGUUCUUGUCUUCUUUUCUGGAAAAGAUUUUAAUAUUUCUUUUAUAAACAAUAUUCAUACAAGUAUACGUUUCGUGCAUAACUCAGAUAGCCAAUUAUCUGUCAGGUUGUUGUUAUAUUGCUAACAAUUCUUGGCAAUAUGAUAAUAAUAUAAAUAAUUACGCUUGGUUAUCUGGAUACAUUAAUAAUUGCUACAAUCGAUUACAAAAAAAUGAGUUGUUUAACUAAAAUGUUAAGCAAAAUGU